Messenger RNA from Myxocyprinus asiaticus (Chinese sucker), 2534 nucleotides. RefSeq names its product rhomboid-related protein 2-like. Gene Ontology annotation, cellular component: membrane. Bases 518 to 1402 code for a protein of 294 amino acids. The record is from RefSeq and is a predicted model, not a curated record. NCBI's taxonomy places the organism in Eukaryota, Metazoa, Chordata, Actinopteri, Cypriniformes, Catostomidae. Gene Ontology annotation, molecular function: serine-type endopeptidase activity. The transcript is spliced from 8 exons.
UUGUUUUUGCCGAUACUGUCUUUUUGUUUAUUUAUGGGGUUAGAAUCUAUCGUUUAAGAAUUGUUAUACAUCGUUCUGACGAACUGGUUAAAGCUCAUUAUAAUAAAUGGGGUCACGUGACUUCAGGUGUGGCUGUUUGAAGAUACGCAGGUAAAAAAUAGGCUACGUUUACCCAACUUUGACGGGUCAGAGUUUAAAGAUUUUUUUUGCUCAACUGAAGUAAACAAAACGAUCCUGCAGACCGGCCAGUUAGUAACAAGAGGAAGGAAGACUGGAACCGGAAAAGCUGAAUGAAGUCCGUAAUUAUAGCUCAAGGAGAACGUCGUUUGGUUCGUGGUGGUCACAAAACUCUUGAAAUAGUCUCUUUGAUACAUAUAUAUUUUAAAAAAGCUUCUAUUUCGAUAGGAUUUGUAUUUCAAAUAAUAAACAUUUAAUGAGCACUGGACGGUGUGAACUCUUGGACAAAUUUGCUUUGCUCGCGUGAGAGGUUCACGAGCAGAAGAAAGUCGACAAAGAAAUGGAUAAUGACAUCGAAGAGCAAGAUACGUUUCCAGUGCAAAGGGAUGGAGAAGGUGAGAAUCAAGGAGAUCAAAGAAGAAGGGGUCGGAGGGUAGAGAAGUUUCAGAAGAAAGUUUCUAGAUGGAUGCUUCCCGAGGAGUUACAUGAGACGUAUUUGGAGCGUGCCAACUGCUGUCCACCACCUAUCUUUAUCAUCCUCAUCAGUUUAGCAGAGUUGGGAGUGUUUAUCUACUAUGCAGUAUGGAAGCCCCAGAAGCAGUGGAUAACCUUAGGUAUGGGAAUCUGGGAGAGUCCUCUUACCUAUAAGCCUGAACUACGUAAAGAGGCGUGGCGGUUCGUCUCCUACAUGUUUGUGCAUGCCGGGGUGGAGCACAUCAUGGGAAACCUGUUGAUGCAGCUGCUGCUGGGCAUUCCCCUGGAACUUGUGCAUAAGGGGUUUGAAGUGGGCAUGGUCUAUAUGGCUGGGGUCCUUGCAGGUUCCCUCGCCAGCUCCAUCUUUGAUCCUCUCAGUGCCCUUGUGGGGGCCUCAGGUGGUGUCUAUGCCCUCAUGGGUGGUUACUUCAUGAACGCCGUGGUGAAUUUCAGGGAGAUGUUUCUGCCUCUGGGAGUAUUUCGGAUCCUAGUAAUUGUUCUCAUUGUUGGGACAGAUGUAGGCUUUGCUCUUUACAGAAGAUUUAUUGUCCAUGAGACUGCCAUGAAGGUGUCUUUUGUGGCCCACAUUGGCGGUGGUAUAGCAGGCAUGACCAUUGGUUAUGUGUUUUUCACCAACUACAAUAAAGAGCUCCUGAAGGACCCUCGCUUCUGGAUGUGCAUUGUUGGAUACAUUGUCUUCUUCUUGUUUGCUGUCAUUUUCAACAUCUUCUUGUCCACAGCACCCGCUUGAAGGUGUUUCUGUAAUGGUUGAAGCUAUGCCCCUAUUCACAAAGGAAAAUCCUGGCUUUAAAAUGUUUUUUAUUUUUUUUAAAUGCAUUUCUCGAGUCAGUAUAACUUUAAGACAAUUCUGUUCAUCAUUAUGUUUACAUACACUAGGUGAUGCUAAUACACUACAUAAAUUUCAAAAGUAAAUAUAUUUGAAUGUAUAGAUUGAAUUGAAUUUGAUAGAUUUGUAAAAUGCUGUAAUUGAUAUCCAAAUAUUAACUUUUUUGGUUUUGCUUUGAGACCUUAGCAUACCUCCUCAAAUAUGUACCUCCUCAGGAACAAAUACAAGUGUAAUAUUUGUAUUUUGAAGGGUUUGUUUUUGCAGGGCCAUUAAUUUUUUUAUUGACAGGAUUAAUGAGCCCUUCGUGAUUUCAAAUGUUUAUUUAAAAUACUUGCUUUGUCAUUUUAUUGACAAGGUUAUUGAAAAAAAGGCGAGGAUUUAAUGUUCACUUAAAAACUUGUUUCAGAAUGUGAUCAUUGUGUUUGUAGGCAGGAAAAAGACGGUAUUAGUGCCCAUUAGAGAAAGUUCCCCUGAUUAUUGUCUGACAGGACGAGCCCCUAAAUGUAUUCCUAACUACCCUUACAGGCCUGAGACUAUGUCAGUAAAUGGGGCACAUUUCUCCAUUGUGUGGUUUGCAGGUAGCCAAAAAGAAGCUUUUUGGUUAAACUGACCCACCCCUAGAGAAAAUACAAUGUAAUGCCAUGUAAUGACAGGACUCAAUUUUGGAGAUGCCAUCUUUCCCUUAUUUUAACAACAACAACAACAACAACAACAACAAAAAAGUGGGCAGCAUGUAGGCAGACCACAACCUGAGGUCACACCAAUGUAGUUUAAAUGUGGUAUUGCAUAAGCUGUGAUCGAUAGGAAUUUGUGUCAAAUCAAUGCUAAUGACAUGUAUCUACAAUUACCUUAUAUUUUACCUUAUAUUUUUUAUCACUGGUUAUCAUGUCAUUCAGUUUUAAAGAUGGGUUUUAGGUUGGAAUUGUGGUGGUGAUUAAAAAAAUUUGUAAACCUUUUCUUAGAUGUUUUUAAGAUAAUUGUCAUUUUUACAGAUUUUUAAAAAUUUAAUAAAAUAAUGUAUUAAAUAUUUUAAAGA